AUGGGAAUCAAGCCCUAUCAUCUCACGCACAAGGAUGGGAAGAAGAUCAGAGGAGAUAGGGCACACGCAGGGAAUCUCAUGCCUCUCCUUGAGCAGCUCCAAGCCUACAAGCUGGAGUUCAAGUGGACAAGAGAAGGUCUACUCCACCAGGUUGGAUGGACAUCAAGUUUUGCAAGACCAACCUCCUCAUUGAGCACAAGGAGUUGGAUGGGAGAUUCCAAUUCAAGUUCACCACCAUUGGCUGGACUCCUCCAAGCUUCUCUGCCCAACCCUGAGCUCACCACGGUCUAG
This is a messenger RNA of Microthlaspi erraticum, 291 nucleotides long. The record is from the annotation of a GenBank genome assembly. Lineage: Eukaryota; Viridiplantae; Streptophyta; Magnoliopsida; Brassicales; Brassicaceae.